Molecule: messenger RNA, 1885 nt
Organism: Ceraceosorus guamensis
Lineage: Eukaryota; Fungi; Basidiomycota; Exobasidiomycetes; Ceraceosorales; Ceraceosoraceae
Exons: 3
Coding region: 170-1768 (532 amino acids)
Biological process (GO): D-serine catabolic process
Molecular function (GO): D-serine ammonia-lyase activity
Source: RefSeq, a predicted model, not a curated record
AUGCUCUCUCAUCAUGACUCGACCAUCAUCUCGGCGCAUACAUGCUUCCACUUCCCGCUCUGGAUCUGCUUGAUGGUUCACAUCCAUCGUCUCGCUUUGCGGCAUCUUUGAGCAAUCUUGUACCUUUCCUGCUUAGUCUCGCAAGAAGUGCGUACUGACUGUGCCCAAGAUGGCUGCUCGCGAAGCGUCAGUCCACAGGGCCGACCUGCCAAGCGACGUGUCAGCUCGCAUAGGUCGACCCCUCUCUGAUCUUCCGACGCCGAGCUGCGUGGUGGAUGUACAUCCCAUGCGGAGCAACAUUGCUAGAAUCUAUACUCUGUACGCUUCCACUUCCGGCAGGAUCGGUAUUCGCUGGCACCUCAAGACGCACAAGACCUGGCAAGCUACAAGGGAGAUGCUGAGGCCGGCGUACGCCGAUGAGCAAGGCACCAACAGGCGUGACGCAGUAGCUCUGGCGGCCGAGACUUGCGAUGAUGCGAGAGGGACUGAUCGAGCGAUCGUGUCUACUCUAGCAGAGCUGCAAGGACUCCUCACAGACGGCAUCGUCAAUGGCGCCAAAUCUAGCAUCCUAAGUCAGGUGCUGUAUGGUCUGCCACUUUCCCCGGGUCGCAUCCCGCGACUUGCGGCCAUCAGAGCAGAGUACAAGCGUGCAUUCGGCAGCGCGGUAGAGAAAGAGAACGGCACCACCAAGGGAAAGCCGACCGAAGUUCAGAUCUUGCUGGACGAUGUGCAGCAAAUCGAAGCUCUCGAGGCGUUCACCAAACAACAGCAACCCAGUGCUGACCAGCCUUGGCAGGCCUUUAUCAAGGUAGAUUGCGGCUACCGUCGAGCAGGCGUCCCAUUCGAAACAAAUCAGCUAACAAACGUCUUGCACAAAGCGCUUGCUUCUCCCGCUAUCCACCUGGUGGGCUUCUAUACGCAUGCAGGUCAUUCCUACGGCUCCAGAUCCCACUCUGAUGCCUCGUCAAUGCUAUCGACCGAGAUCAAUGCCGUAUCUUCCGCAGCCAAAGAGGCGCAUUCCAUCUUACGAUCAUCCAGCUCGUCAGCUUCCAGACAUCCUAAUCAAUCGAUCGAGCAAAUUUUCACCCUAAGUGUGGGAGCCACGCCUACAUUCCACGCGGGUAGGGACAGCUCUUCUUCGGUCUGGAACCAAAUCCUCUCUUCACUCCCUCCGAGCACAUCUUUGGAGCUUCACGCGGGCAACGCACCCUUCUUGGAUCUCCAACAAGUAGCUACGCGUCUGAACGAUCCGGACGCCAUUUCGCGCUGCGCAGUGACGGUGCUCAGCGAGAUCAUCUCCGUCUAUCCGCGACGUCGCCCACAAGUCCUGUCUCUGUCUUCUGAGGAGGCCAGCCACCAAGCCGAGCAAUCGUCCGAAGGGUACUGGGACGAAGCUCUGUGCGAUGCGGCAGGCACUGCGUUGAGCAAGGAUACGGGCCCAUUUAGCGGUCAUGGACACGUCUACUAUCCCAAAGAUUUGAGGGGUUGGAAGCUGGACCGCAUAUCGCAGGAGCAUGGUGUGCUCGCUAUCAGGGACGGACAAGUGGAGGAGUGGGAAAGGGAAUGGGGUGUGGAUGUUCAAAAGGAGAGGGGCAAGUGGAUCAAGGGAGCUCCGAGAGCAUUCAAGGUCGGCGAAAAGAUCAGAAUUGUACCUCAACACGCUUGUAUGGUAGCAGCAGCCCACGAAUUUCUCUACGUCGUCGACUCCUCGGACCAGUCAGGCGGCGGUACCAUAGCGGAUGUGUGGAGACCUUGGAAAGGAUGGUAGAAAGGUGGAACACGCGCGAGAAUGAUCAAUCUCGAAGACGUUGAAGAACACCAACUCUCAUUGACUGGCCAUCGUUCGUGAUGAAGAGCAUUCGCGUAAGAUGUGCACAUCUCACGC